GAUUGAGAGCUCACCAUUAGUAGAUGUUUGAGCUGCGGUCCGGCGGUCCUGUUAUUUGAUUUUUACACACCAACAAGAACAUACGUUUCUAGAACACCUAGAUCGCUGGGAUUUUAUUACAACGCAACGAGUAUACACAUUCAACCUCUGCUGGAUAUAAGAAAGUUGAAGAGGAAGCUGCCGACUGGACUCAUGUCCUAUUUACUGUAAUAGGUUAGCUUCUGACUUUUACGCACAUCGGGGUAAUGAUGGCUCGGCUCGGUCAAGGCAGGUUUUUGAGACGCUGAAGCUCGGGAAAAGGCUGGAGGAAGAGGACCGAGUGAACGCGGGAGGCGAGAGGAGCCACGGCCGCCGCGGACAGCCGCUGAAAUGAGAUGAGGCUCAGAAAUGGAACUGUUGCCACUGUCCUCAUCUUCUUCACCUCUUUUCUCAGUCUGUCCUGGUACACCGCCUGGCAGAACGGAAAGGAGAAGUUGGUAGCAUAUCAGCGGGAGUUUCAUGCUCUGCGUGAGCGUCUGCGUGCAGCCGAGCAUCGAACCCUGCAGCGCUCCUCUGAGCUGAACACCGUCCUGGAACAGUUCCGACGUGCCAUCGCAGAGACCAAUGGCAGCAAGGAUGCCCUCACCAACUUCUCAGAUGAGACCCAGAAACUUCUGAAGGACCUGGCACACAGGAAACCUCUUCAAGUGCCCAAUAUCUUCCACCACUUGCCUCACCUGCUAAACAAUGAGGGUGGUCUGCACCCUGCAGUGCAGGUGGGCCAAGGGCGCACGGGAGUUUCUUUGGUAAUGGGGAUUCCUACUGUCAAGCGGCAAGUGAAAUCAUACCUGGCGGAGACUUUACAUUCACUCAUCGACAAACUCACGCCUGAAGAGAAGCUUGACUGCGUGAUCAUAGUCUUCAUAGGGGAGACGGACAUGAAUCAUGUGCAUAGUGUGGUCUCGGGCCUUGAGAAAGAAUUUUCUACAGAGCUGAAUUCAGGGCUGUUGGAGGUCAUCUCCCCCCCUGCCAGUUACUAUCCAGACCUCAACAACCUCAAAGAGACAUUUGGGGACUCCAAAGAGAGAGUGAAAUGGCGAACAAAGCAGAACUUGGACUAUUCAUUCCUCAUGAUGUAUGCAGUCAGCAGAGGAGUUUAUUAUGUCCAGUUAGAAGAUGAUAUCGUUGCAAAGCCCAACUACUUUGCCACUAUGAAGAACUUUGCCAUGCAGCUGGCUUCUGAAGACUGGAUGAUCCUGGAGUUCUCCCAGCUAGGUUUCAUUGGUAAGAUGUUCCAGGCUCCUGAUCUGAAUCUUAUAGUAGAGUUCAUAUUUAUGUUCUACAAGGAGAAGCCAAUCGACUGGCUGUUGGACCACAUUCUCUGGGUGAAAGUUUGCAACCCUGAGAAAGAUGCUAAACACUGUGAGAGACAGAAGUCCAGUCUGCGGAUUCGCUUCAGACCAUCUUUAUUCCAGCAUGUGGGCCUGCACUCUUCACUUGCAGGGAAAAUCCAGAAACUCACGGAUAAAGACUUCCUGAAGCCUCUUCUGCAUAAGAUCCAUGUUAAUCCACCAGCAGAAGUGUCCACCUCUUUAAAGGUGUAUCAGGGCCACACGCUGGAGAAAACCUACAUGGGAGAGGAUUUCUUCUGGGCCAUUACCCCUAUGGCAGGAGACUACGUGCUCUUUAAGUUUGACCGCCCAGUCAGCAUAGAACGGUUCUUGUUCCGCAGUGGAAAUCAAGAGCACCCAGGGGAUAAAAUCGAGAACACCACAAUUGAAAUCCUGCCCUUCUCGGAUACAGAACUGAAGACCAAAGAGAAGUACAAACACACAGAUGACCAUUUUUACAGAGUCGGGGAGUUUGAGAAUGGAGUGGCUGAGGGUAAAAUGGACCCCGCCCUUAACCCUGUGGCUGCUUUGCGUCUCACGGUCCUGAAGGACUCUGCGGUGUGGGCUAUUAUCAGUGAGAUUCACAUAAAGAGACUUGCUGGAUAGUUGUGUGUAGGCCUUCACCAUUCCUGCUCCCAUGAGGCCAAGCUGUGCUGUAAAGGCCCUUGCCGGGAUUUUAACACAGUGACAUCAUUGCAGCGCAUGGACGCUACCAAUCAGAGUGUCACUUUAAGGAUUGCUGGCUUACUCUCUCUUCAUCUCUUUGUGUUACUCGAUUCAUAUUUCUCCUUUUUUUUUUGUUUUUUUUUUUUUAAAUAUUCUUUUUCUUUUUUUUUUUUUUACUUUAGGCUCAUCAUGCUUUUUCUUUUAACGAUUUCAUUUUCAUCAAGACAUUUCCUUCGUGUUUUCUGCUCAUCAGUGUGAAUACUACUGUACAAAAGAUGCUUUUUGAAGGAACAAAAUUAGACACUGAAGCUCGAGCCUUGAAGAAUUUAUCUAAUAUAAAGUUGGUGUUUGUAAGAAUGUUGGCUGUCAUUCUUCUUCCCACUGAAGGAGAAAUAUUACAUGUAGUCACUCCUCAUGGACAUGCCAUUCACGAUCAGUGAAACAAGGCAAACCUGUAUUUUGUUUUGCUUUCAUUUUUUUAGAUGUUGGUGUAUACUUUACACAAGAUUAUCAGGAAAAAUUAUAUUUUCUGGGGGGUUUUUUUAGUUAGAAAGUGGAUAAAGGUGUUGCUUACUUGAGUUUAGCAGUACAGGGAUAUGGCACUCCGUUUAAACUCAUUUUGUUAUGUUCAAGAAACAAUGACUACUUUGCCAAAAUGCUUUUGAAAGGAAUUUGUAAAGAACAGAACACACAGUGCAGGUCUCCUGUACAGCAGGAAGCUCUGCCUACCCUUUUCCCCCCAGUAAUGUCCUUUAAUAUUAAACCAAUCAGCGUAUGCCUUUCAUAGGAAGGGACACACUUAUUUUGACGAACUAUAAAGGUGAUUUAACUUAUUUGAAAUAAAUGUUUAAUUUGUACAAGAGAGGGUUUUUUUUAAAUUAUUUUUUAUGCUGUGAAAUGUUUAUGAUGCAGACAACGUAAAUAACUUUGGUAAAUAUUUGAUGUGUGUAUAUAAUAAAUAA
Molecule: messenger RNA, 2998 nt
Organism: Hemibagrus wyckioides
Lineage: Eukaryota; Metazoa; Chordata; Actinopteri; Siluriformes; Bagridae
Gene: mgat4a
Product: alpha-1,3-mannosyl-glycoprotein 4-beta-N-acetylglucosaminyltransferase A
Exons: 16
Coding region: 375-1976 (533 amino acids)
Biological process (GO): protein N-linked glycosylation
Cellular component (GO): endoplasmic reticulum-Golgi intermediate compartment; endoplasmic reticulum; Golgi stack
Molecular function (GO): acetylglucosaminyltransferase activity
Source: RefSeq, a predicted model, not a curated record